Messenger RNA from Impatiens glandulifera, 574 nucleotides. RefSeq lists its product as uncharacterized. Bases 48 to 380 code for a protein of 110 amino acids. Lineage: Eukaryota; Viridiplantae; Streptophyta; Magnoliopsida; Ericales; Balsaminaceae. The record is from RefSeq and is a predicted model, not a curated record. The transcript has 2 exons.
UCCAACCAAAAGGAAAUAUAACACAUUAUUAUCAAUCAAGCCAAGAAAUGGCUUGUUGCCGGGUCGGACAAAUUCUAGCUAUGAGCAUAAUUUUGAUGAUAAUUGUAUCGAUCCCGGUCUUAGCUCAGCGCCCAACCCUAAGCCAGUGCUCUCAUGAGAGACAACAAGGCAUUGAAUUAUGUAAGGAAAUGAUUUUUGGGAAAUCUCCUUCUGCCGCUUGUUGUAGGCUCAUAAGAACUGGUCACUAUGAAUGUGCCUGCCCCGCCAUCGAUGCUAUGUUGGCGGCUCUUCUCAAUGUCAAGUUGGUGUCGAAGAUCCUAAGAGAAUGUGGCCGAGCUGUCCCACACAGAUUAAAGUGUGGAAGCUUAUACUUUCCAUGAAGAUAAACUGCAUGAUGAAAGUUUUGGGGAUUGAUUGUGACUUGUGUGAUAGAAAGAAGAGAUUAUUUAUAAGUUUGAAUAUCUACUAAAUAAAUUGGGAUUGAUUGUGACUUGUGUGGUGGAGAGAGAAUGAGAGAUUAUUUAUAAGUUUGAAUGUCUAAUAAAUAAAUUGGAGAUAUUGUGUUUCUAUUUUA